UGUUCUGCUCUCCCUACAUGCUCUCCUCCCUGUGCUUCUGCUUUUCGCAGGCUUCUUUUGGCAACUACCACAUGAUUGUGUCUACCCCAAAUGAUAAAAGCGUUGCCCUCAUCAGCCUUCUCUUCUCAAAACGUCUUCUUCCUUAUUUUAGUCUCUCCCUUUCAAAGCUCAACGGUGGUAAAAAGGAGUAGUACACGAUUUUGGAGAGGGAAAUAAAAAAAAAGGAAGAGACAGAGAGUCUGAACAGUCUGCAUCAAGCCAUUUUUCUCCUUUGCAUCUCUCUCUGCCACCUAGUUCCCAGAGUCUGUCUAGAUUGAUUCAAUCUUUACUCCAUGUUUUCGCUAAAGUGAAUCUUAUUGUCUUUCCCUCCGAAGAAAAUGAGGGGUCCCUUCUGCCUCUGGUUCUUCGUCCUCUCCCUCCCUCUUUCGCUCAGCCAUGCUAGACUUUCACCUCUUUCAUCACCCAUUUCGUCUCCCUCUCUUUCCACCCAGAAUCCUCCGGAUCCUGUUAUUAUCCAGCCAGAACUGCCAACUGUUCUGUCACCCUCAACAAUGGCGGCUGUCUCUCCACCAGGCUUCCAGAAUGAAGAUGGGAGCGGAGAGAAGCACAGAUUCAGCAAAGAAUUGGUGGUGGUCAUUAUAGUCGUUCCUUCUGUCCUUGGUCUUGUUAUAAUUUUCUCACUCUGUAUUUGGAUCAGUCGUCAUUGUGCCACUCGUAGAUCGGGCUCAAAAAAUGAUAAAAAUUCUGAUAUCUCCAAAGGAGGAACUAGCUUGGUUCCUAUGCUGAGCAAGUUCAACUCCUUGAUGAUGAACGGCAAGAAAGGAUCUGUUUCUGUUAUGGAGUAUGCUGUCCUCGAAUCGGCAACAAACAAUUUCAAUAGCAGUAACAUACUUGGGCAAGGAGGAUCUGGGUGUGUCUAUAAAGCCCGUUUCGAUAAUAAUUUCCUCGCUGCAGUGAAAAGAUUAGAUAAUGCAGGCCCUGAUUGUCAACGCGAAUUCGAGAACGAGAUUGAUUUGAUGAGCAGAAUUAGGCAUCCAAAUCUUGUUUCUUUAUUGGGAUAUUGCGUUCAUGGAGAAACCAACCUUCUUGUCUACGAAUUGAUGCAGAAUGGGACGUUGGAAUCACAAUUACAUGGUCCAUCACACGGAUCAUUACUAACUUGGUACAUCCGUAUGAAGAUUGCCCUCGACGCAGCGAGAGGCCUCGAGUACCUUCAUGAACACUGCAAUCCUCCUGUAAUCCACCGUGAUCUGAAGUCUUCUAACAUUCUUCUGGAUUCCAACUUCAACGCCAAGCUUUCGGACUUUGGUCUUGCAGUUACCGUUGGAAGCCAUAAUAAGGCCAAUAUCAAGCUUUUGGGAACACUGGGGUACCUCGCUCCGGAGUAUGUUUUGGAUGGCAAAUUGACGGAGAAGAGUGACGUCUAUGCUUUUGGAGUCGUCUUGUUAGAGCUUCUUCUUGGUAGGAGACCGGUGGAGAAAAUGGCACCCUCCCAGUGCCAAUCGAUUGUCACAUGGGCCAUGCCUCAGCUCACUGACAGAACGAAGCUUCCUAAUAUUAUUGAUCCCGUCAUCAGGAACGCUAUGGAUCUGAAACACUUGUACCAGGUCGCUGCCGUGGCUGUCCUCUGCGUGCAACCCGAGCCCAGUUAUCGCCCCCUGAUUACCGAUGUCUUGCACUCCUUGAUUCCCCUUGUUCCAGUUGAGCUAGGAGGAACACUCAGAGUUUCAGAGCCGGCAAUUCGCAAUUUAAAUGCAAAGCCUUGAGCCUUCUUUCAAUCGCUAACAAUAUACAUGGAAGAUGAUCAAAGUUCCAUACACUUUAUUGCAUGCCAGCACAGUUGAUCUCAGAGUUUUCAAUUGUAAGGAGGAGGUUUGCAGUUCAUCUCAUUGUCAAGAGUUUCCACCUCAACUGCUCCUGGUCAUGGCAUUUAUUUCCUAAGAUGGGGAGGUGGUAGUGUGAUGAAAGAUUGGCAAUGAAGGUUUUAUCCGUUCACAUGAAACGCUGCUUCUCGUGUCACAGCUGUAUAUUGAACCAAUUUGUUGUUGUUUUUUUUUUUUCCUUCGCCUCCUCUUCUUGUUGCGCUUCCUAACAUAUGAAAAUGUCCAAGGAUUUCUGGGAGCUUCGUCAUCUUCUUUCGGUGCAAUUUCCCGAACUGCAUUCUGUCAGGAUGGAAACGAAUUUUACUUCUUUAUGAUUAUUGUUGUAAAUUUUUUGUGCCUUA
Nymphaea colorata (pocket water lily) is the source of this 2224-nucleotide messenger RNA. RefSeq names its product probable receptor-like protein kinase At1g80640. Gene Ontology annotation, molecular function: ATP binding; protein kinase activity. Gene Ontology annotation, biological process: protein phosphorylation. The transcript has 10 exons. The record is from RefSeq and is a predicted model, not a curated record. Bases 378 to 1766 code for a protein of 462 amino acids. Lineage: Eukaryota; Viridiplantae; Streptophyta; Magnoliopsida; Nymphaeales; Nymphaeaceae.